AUGCCGAAAACUUUGACUGAAAUUAAGAAACUCUCCGCUUAUCCAGAUAAUUUCACGAAAGCAAUUGGCUUCAUAAAGAUAACACAAGAAUAUACUGUAGACGUUGUGGCGGCAAUUGAAAAGUCAAUUAAUCUUCCAGCACGAAAGCACUCCAAGCCAAAUGAUUUAGAGCGACUGGCUUAUGUGGCGCAAAAGUACAUGCCAUAUUUUGUUUCUGGCACUUUCUAUGAAGCACUUCAAGCAACAGCAAAUGUUUGCAUUUCGGUUGCAAAACAAGAACGUGAAGCGCAAAUGGAAGUAUUCCAACGAGUGGUUACACCAAUGAAAAGUUGGAUUCUGGAAGAUUAUCCACGACUUAUGAAGGAUAUUAAAAAGUGCUAUUAUUUGAAAGAUAAAAUGGAUCGAAGUAUGGCAAGUGUAGAAGCGCGAAAAACACCGGAACGUCUUAGGAGAGCAGAAGAAGCCAAAAAUAAGCAUCAGUCAUUCUUUGAACGAGUUGAGAAUGAGUAUCAGUUCGAACGAAAAGCAAAAGAUGAAUUCCUUGCAGCACUUACCAAAUGUGAUGCUGAGAUUAACGCUGGCACUGCAGCACUGAAAGAAGCGCCCAAAUAUAGUACUGUUGAAGAGAUGGAAUUGAAGGAAUCGAAGAAAGAGAAUGGAAAAGAAUCAGAAAAGAAAAAGUCGCAACAAAUUAAUCAAAAAUCAGACAAACCGGAACAACAAAAGGCUAGUAAAAAGCAGGAGAAAAUGGAAGAGCAAUUGGCUAGUAUAAAAUUGGAGAAACCGGAAAAGCAAACUGACAAACAAGAGACUAAAAAGGGAGAGGAUGAAAAUGCUAGAAAAAGUGUUUCUGGAAAAGGUUCAAAUGAAAUUAAAUAA
Messenger RNA from Loa loa (African eye worm), 879 nucleotides. RefSeq lists its product as hypothetical. The coding region runs from base 1 to 879 and encodes 292 amino acids. NCBI's taxonomy places the organism in Eukaryota, Metazoa, Nematoda, Chromadorea, Rhabditida, Onchocercidae. The transcript has 5 exons. The record is from RefSeq and is a predicted model, not a curated record.